Molecule: messenger RNA, 1527 nt
Organism: Xenopus laevis (African clawed frog)
Lineage: Eukaryota; Metazoa; Chordata; Amphibia; Anura; Pipidae
Gene: dnajc8.S
Product: DnaJ heat shock protein family (Hsp40) member C8 S homeolog
Cellular component (GO): nucleus
Source: RefSeq, marked provisional
CACAUGGUGCCUGGACGUUCGUCUGUGCUUGGCGGCAAGAUGGCGGCUCCCGGGUCUGGCGGUCCGUCCGGUUCAGUGGAUGAUGCUUUCUCGACGUAUUACACAGAGGUUAAGCAAAUUGAAAAACGUGAUUCUGUCUUAACCCCAAAGCAGCAAAUCGAAAGACUGAUUAGACCUGGAUCGUCCUACUUUAACUUAAACCCUUUCGAGGUCCUGCAAAUUGAUCCAGAAGCAACAGAUGAGGAAGUCAAGAAGAGAUUUCGCCAGUUAUCGAUUCUUGUUCAUCCGGAUAAAAAUCAAGAUGAUCCAGAAAGAGCCCAGAAAGCUUUUGAAGCUGUAGACAAAGCCUAUAAAGGUCUCCUGGAACCAGAGCAGAAAAAGAGGGCUAUUGAUGUCAUCCAAGCUGGACAGGAAUAUGUUGAACAUAUUGUAAAAGAAAAAAAGAAGCAGUUGAAAAAGGAAGGAAAAUCAUUAACAGUUGAAGAAGAUGACCCUGAAGUGUUCAAACAGGCUGUGUACAAACAGACGAUGAAGCUCUUUGCAGAGCUGGAAAUCAAACGUAAAGAGAGAGAAGCAAAAGAUAUGCAUGAAAGAAAGAGGCAGAGAGAAGAGGAAAUAGAAACUCAAGAAAAAGCCAAAAGGGAAAGAGAGUGGCAGAAAAACUUUGAGGAAAGUCGAGAUGGGCGAGUGGAUAGCUGGCGAAGCUUCCAAUCGCACAAAAAAGGAAAAAAAGAAAAGAAGGCAAGGACCUUUUUAAAACCACCAAAAGUGAAGAUGGAGCAAAGAGAGUGACUCUCCCUGUCCCACCCCGCACACACAGAAUAAUCCCUCCUUUUGUUUCUAUGAAUUGCUUAUAUAACCUUUUAUUUAAGUACCCUAUCUGAUGCCAGUAUUUCAUGAUAUCUGCUGGUGGCAGGGACACUUAAACCUACUCCCCUUUUGUACAGUUGAGCUGUUCCUUUUAAUGCUUUUUUUUUGGCGGGGAAAUGCUUGUAAUUUAAUGUUUUGUACCACUAUCAUUCGAUGUCAACUAGCCAUUGUAUAUUAGAAGUGUGACAUUAAAGGAAAUAUUUAGAAGUCCAAAAUCUGGUCUAUGUAGAAGCCUGUUCAAAUGGAUUGUUCAGCCAAAAACCAAGUAAUGAUCAGGAAAAAGAUUUUAGAUUGAAAAGCUUUGUCCCUUGCAAAGAGUACUCUUUAGAUACAUGUUAUGGUCCUUUAUUGUCAGCCAUUUUGAUGCCCUUGUGUACAUUUUCAGAUAGUGGUGUCUUAGCUGUGAUUCCAAGUAAAGAUCUGGCACAUGGCGCCAAAAAUCCUAAAUCUUGUUUAUAAAUUCUGGCCAGAUAUGCACAUGAGCAGUAUCUUAUAGCAACCAGCCAAUAUGUGCUUAUGCCAGCCAGCUGCAAAUUUGCCCACUGUUUAUAAAUGAGGCUGGUAACAUUCACAAAAGGGGAAUUUACCAGUGCCACUAAGGAGAAAUGUCUUGGCUAAUUGCAAAGUUGUUGACAAAUACAUAUGACAAAUUAACUG